AAUGAAUACAAAUGAGAUUAUAUAUUAGUAGUAACAGGAAUAAUAAGAAAGAUAACCAAAUCUUUUUGAGAGAUUAUGUUCUUGCAUUUAUUUUUUUAGAAAGAAAACGCAUAAAACUAAUGAAAAGUAUUAACUGGGAAUAGAUACACCUAAAUCACAUGUAUUAUUGAAAAAUAUAUAUAUGAGAGCAGAAAAAUUUGUGUUUUAGAUUUAGAUGAAACAUUAGUACACAGUUAAUUUAAACCAGAUAAUGGUUUUGAUUUUUCAUUAGAUGUAUUAUUAUCUAAUAUUAUAGAUCAUAGUGUAAAGUUAAUUGUUUAAAGUGUAUGUAGCUGUAAGACCUGGAGUUGAAAAUUUUAUUGAUACUUUAAGUGAAUACUUUGAGGUUAUAAUGUGGACCGCUAGUUUAAAAGAAUAUGCAGAUCCUGUUAUGGACAUUAUAGAUCCAUCAAGAAGAGCAUUAACAAGAUUAUACAGAGAUAGUUGUACUUAAAUUUAAGGAGGUUUAACUAAAAAUUUGAAUAAAUUAGGAAGAAGUUUAAAAGAUGUUUUAAUUAUCGAUGUAAGAAUUUAAUUUAUUUUUUAUAGAACUCUCAAAUGUCAUUUAUUUUUUAACCAGAAAAUGGAUUUUUGAUUAAAGACUUCACUUCAGACAAAAAUGACAAUGUACUUGAAUCUCUUCUACCCUUUCUAAUUUGGUUAAGUUAGGUAUAUUAUAUAUUUUAUUAAAAAUUAAGUAAAAUGAUGUACGCCCAGUUUCUUAAUUAUAUUAAUAAUUUCUAAUGAAUGAAUUGACUUAAAGAAAACCUCAAAAAAAAAAUUUAUUAUCUUAAUCUAUGAUUUUAAAUAAUUAGAGUCCUAAUAAAAAAUCUGAUGUUUAAUAAGCACAAAGAACUCACACUGUUAAUCAUUGUGAUGUAGAAGAAAUUGAAUUAAGAGCUGAAGCUAACUUAAAUUCACCUAAUAUUGAAAUUAAAUUAGAAGAUUAGACAGAUGAUGAAAGUCGUGAAACAUUUGAAAUUAGUAAUUGUUGA
This is a messenger RNA of Paramecium sonneborni, 1034 nucleotides long. The record is from the annotation of a GenBank genome assembly. Lineage: Eukaryota; Ciliophora; Oligohymenophorea; Peniculida; Parameciidae.